CCAGAAAUCAACUUCGUUGCCGCCGCCGCCACCGCCGCCGCCGCCGCCGCCGACGUCAGGCGACGUCGACGACGUUCUCCGUCGCGUACCCCGCGCUACCGUUACCCAAUCCGCUCGUAACUGUAUCUGGACUUAAUUAUUGGGGCUGCCAAAUAACACCGUGAUCUUAUAAAAUUACGAAGCAACCCCAAUAAUUGGAAAAUGUCCGGAUUCGCAGCGGCGGGUCAAAUCUUCGACUCCUUCAAGAUAAAAGCGUCACAGAAAUUAUCCGGAUUCAGAGGAAGUACUACCGGUUAUGAGGAGUUCGAAGCUUCGUGCGAGGGUAGCAAAGACAACAGGGGAUUUGAGGAUGAAAGAGGAUACAGCACGCAGCCUUCGUUCGAAUCGCUUCCGGAGCCAGAAAGACCACCAUUACGGCAUAUCGAUACUUAUUGCAUGCCAGUAUGUCCAUGUCUUUCAGCGAGGUACACUAUGGCGGUACUAGCUAGUUUAGGAUUUGUUAUUUCGUUUGGUAUGAGAUGUAACAUGGGCAUGGCCAAGAUAGUCAUGAAAAACAGUACGGAAGGUGAAAAUAAUACUGUCAAAUUUAACUGGACAGUUGGCGUGGAAAGCGCCCUUGAUUCGUCAUUUUUCUGGGGGUACCUGGUAACGCAAGUGCCCGGUGGUUUUCUUGCGUCGUUAUAUCCUGCUAACAGGAUAUUCGGCACGGCCAUCGCAAUAUCUUCAUUUUUAAAUUUGCUAGUUCCCGGUGCGCUGAAAGUAGACCCUAUCAUUGACAUGGGUGUGCAAGUGAUAAAAGGACUGGUCGAGGGUGUUACGUAUCCAGCAUGUCAUGGUAUUUGGAAAUAUUGGGCACCGCCUCUAGAGAGAUCACGUUUGGCCACAUUAGCAUUUUGUGGAUCGUAUGCUGCAAUGGUGAUAGGUAUGCCGCUUUCUGGAUAUCUGAGUUCCUGGUUUGGUUGGACAGCGUCAUUUUACUUCUACGGCCUGUGCGGUUUGAUUUGGUACUGUAUCUGGUUAUGGUUGGCCUUCGAAAAGCCGUCAAAACACCCUUGUAUCACGGCUCGCGAGUUACGUUACAUCGAGGAUUCACUCGGACAGGGGCAAGUGCAAGCACCCAUGCCCACUCUGUCGAACACUCCUUGGCGCAAGUUUCUCACCUCGAUGCCCGUAUACGCCAUCAUUGUUGCCAAUUUUUGUAGAUCAUGGAACUUUUAUUUGCUGGUACUCUUUCAACCGCGUUUUAUGCACGAGGCUUUUGGCAUGCCGCUUGUCGAGACCGGAGUUAUUGGGUCGCUUCCGCAUUUGUUGAUGACUAUGAUUGUACCUUGUGGUGGGCUGCUAGCGGAUCAUCUUCGUAAACGUGGCAUUAUGACAACAACAAAUGUCAGAAAGGUUUUUAACUGCGGUGGUUUCGGUAUGGAAGCGCUUUUUUUCCUGGUGGUGGCCCAUGCGACAACAUCCAAAAACGGAACCGCGGCUACGGUCGCUCUCGCGAUCGGCGUCGCGUGCAGCGGUUUUGCCAUUUCUGGUUUCAAUGUCAAUCAUUUGGACAUUGCGCCAAGAUACGCCAGUAUCUUGAUGGGCAUGUCCAACGGGAUUGGCACCAUUGCUGGUUUAUUGGUUCCUUUCUUCGUAGAUAACAUCACGGAGAAAAAGGAUCCACAGAGCUGGCGGAACGUUUUCAUCAUAGCUGCAUGUGUUCACAUUUUUGGAGUGACGUUUUACGGUAUUUUCUGCUCUGGCGAGUUACAACCCUGGGCUGAUCCCACUUUGGAAGAACAAAAGAGCUGGAAUCCCAUGGACGAAUUUGGCCAGACAAAACCGCCCCUUCCACCUCCACCAAAAACUAUGCAAUCCGAAUUCAUAAAACAACCGUCCAGAGAUGGAAAUAUCACUGACAAUUGGAAUACUUACGAACAGUCACCGGCUGAAAAUCUGUAUGCACGACAGGACAAUAAGGCGCCUGUAAUAAAUUAUGGUUCGACAGAGGCCACCAACAAUCCAUUUCACUCGACGAAUCCGUUCGCCAGUGAUGUUAACACGUCUUUUGUGCAACCACCAGCAACAGACGACUACACGCAUGACAUCACAUACAAUCAGCAGUAGAACUGAGAACGAUCGACUAUUGGGUAGAGUAAUUGGAUACGAGAAGAGCAGACUGCUUUCCCGAGGUUGUAGAUUAUUCGUAUCGUUAGCUAACAAUCCAAUACUGGCUUCUCAGACAUGUCACAUCUUCAUUAAUUAUAACAAACUUUCCGAAAUUAAAACUAGUCGAAUCAAGUUAAAUUACACUAAUAAUUGUGUUUUAAAGAAAAGCUUGAAAAUUUUAAAAAAUCAAUAACAAUUUAAUUCAAUUUAAAAUAAUAUUAAAUUCGCGACGGUAUUGUUUUCGUUUGUUUAAUGUGAUAAGAUAAGCAAUAGAAGUCAAAAAAUAAUCCUCUUUCUAUAAUAUCAUAAAUUCAUGAUAUUAUUUUGCUAAAAAAUCGUAAAAUACAUGUGUUAAAUGUAACUUAAUAAAUUGGGAAUUAUUUUUGAUAAUAAUGGAAUUGUUUAUCACUAAUUAAAUCUAAUUAUGUCAUGUCUGAGGGUCAUAUGUUAUAAAUAAAAUUUCAAAUAGCAACCAUGAUUUUGGAUUUUACAAAUUAAGAUACAAAUCAUCAAAUAUUAAAACACAAUCUAAGUUUUGUGCAAAGGACGUACAAAAUAUCAAGAAGAGAAAAAAAUACGAAUUUUCUGUUGAGUAAUACCUAAGAGUGCAGAGAAUGGCACUGUGAAUAAAUAAUCGGCUAACUCGAAAUAAUGCAAAAGAAAUCUCGUUAUUAAAUUAGCGUGAUCAAUUGAUAAGUGAACCACAAUUUAUUUACUUUGUCAAAGACACGCAUUUAUAAUAUAGCUUACAUUUAUCGUAAUGUGUAUGAUAAACGAUAGGAAGUGAGUAUAUUCACUUCGCCAUUUAAAAAACGACAAUAAGUCAUUCGCUGCAAACGUGCCUAAUAAAGGAUGUAAAAAUCGUUCUUCCGGUUUAAAAAGUUUAAUCGGAAAAACUUUCUAUUUCUAUUCUUUAUUUCUUUUUAUUUUUCGUAUAUUUUUACUCGUGGAAGUAAAAAAGAAAUUGUAUACAAAACGUGAAACUGCAUUUUAUGUAAUAUAAUUUUAAUAUUUUUUGAAUUUAUAUUCUUCGAACAUUUAUAGAUUAAAGAUUUAUUAAGUCAAGCAUUACAACGCCAUAAUCAACUGUUUUAAUUCUUUUUAUAUACUUUGUAUAUAAAAACAAUAUUCUUUUAAUUUGUAGGAAAAUUUUAUAUCAUUAUUAGUCCCUAAGAAAUUGUUCAACUUUAUAAAAUUUUGAAAGCUUUUUAUUAGGAUAUCCGCGUGCAAUAUUGGCAAUAUUAAUUUGUUUUAUAAAAAGAAAGUAUUAAUUGUAAGUUGCCGCUUAUCAGUGAGAUCUUGGUAUGUCUUAAAAUGACAAUAAUUCAAACCUUCGCGAGACAAUAAUUCUUUUUAUGGACAAUAAUAAUAACAGCGAGGUUUGAGAAGAUGGUAAUCAUGAAAGAUCUCGGUGCGCGCGACAGAGCUCAAUCGCUGAAACUUUUAGGUAUUUCCCAUUCUCCGUAAUGUAUUUAGUUAUUUACGCAAAAUAAUAGAAAUAUAGCAAUAAAGGAGAAAAGUUACGUGAAUCAGUAUAUCAGUAUAAAAUAAAUGAUGUAAAUCGCAAGUAAAGUUACACAUAAAAAUAUGCGAUAUUUUUACGCACACUCAGAUAGUAUAUAAUUCGAUCCAUGAUAACGACGAUAUUAUCCAGCUUAGAUAUUCGAGAAAUAUUUUUAAAUACCCAUUAGACAUAUAUAUCUAAAUUGAAAUGUUCAUUUUUUAAAAUAUUCCUUAACUUUCUGACAUAUAUAUAUAGCGUGUACGCUAUAAUUUACAAGUAAUUAUAAUCUGCAAAAUUUAGAUAAAAUUGAAAAAAA
Molecule: messenger RNA, 3971 nt
Organism: Monomorium pharaonis (pharaoh ant)
Lineage: Eukaryota; Metazoa; Arthropoda; Insecta; Hymenoptera; Formicidae
Gene: VGlut
Product: vesicular glutamate transporter 1
Exons: 9
Coding region: 202-2109 (635 amino acids)
Biological process (GO): neurotransmitter loading into synaptic vesicle; regulation of synapse structure or activity; monoatomic anion transport
Cellular component (GO): synaptic vesicle membrane; excitatory synapse
Molecular function (GO): L-glutamate transmembrane transporter activity; neurotransmitter transmembrane transporter activity
Source: RefSeq, a predicted model, not a curated record